Molecule: messenger RNA, 4458 nt
Organism: Paramuricea clavata
Lineage: Eukaryota; Metazoa; Cnidaria; Anthozoa; Malacalcyonacea; Plexauridae
Source: the annotation of a GenBank genome assembly
AUGCAAAGCACGACAACCACGGUUGUGAUUUCCAAACUCCAAAGAAUCUUUGCCGGACAUGGAUAUCCCGAAGAAGUGAUAACCGAUAACGGACCCCCGUUCAAUGCGGUUGAGUUCACCGAAUAUCUAGCUGCACAUGGAGUCCAUCACCGCCGAAUCACACCUUAUUGGCCUCAAGCCAACGGUGAGGCAGAGCGAUUCAUGAAAACAGUAACAAAAGCAAUCCGUACUGCUCAUUCGGAAGGAAAAAGAUGGCAAAGUGAAUUAGAUCUUUUUCUUCUCAACUACAGAUCCACACCUCAUUCUACGACACACAUUAGUCCAGCUGAACUUUUGUUCAAUCGCUCAUUUAGAAAUAAGCUUCCUAGUUUCUCAUCCCUACAACACAAUGAUGGCCCUGUGGAACACCACGUUGUUCGAGAUAAGGAGGAAAAGGAGAAAAUGAAAGUCCAUGCUGAUAGAAGAAACAACGCGAAAGAAAGUCAGUUGAAAGUUGGUGAUCAUGUGCUAAUGCAAGUCCCGAAGGACAAUAAGUUAUCAAUGCCUUUCAAUCCAAAACCAUUUAAAGUGAUUGAAAUCAAAGGCAACAUGGUAACAGCUCGUAAUACAGAGCGCACCGUAACCCGGAAUGUAUCGUGUUUCAAAUGUCUCACAAAUUACAAGAACGCAAGUGAGGAAGACCAGAAUAAUGAAGAAGACGAUUUUCACGACGGCAUAGUAGAAAACCAGCAACCAACAAUAGUUGAAGAGCAACAACAAGAUCUACCAGAUCUACAACGAAGGUAUUGUCUUAGACAAAAUCGAAGACCACCGGACUUUUAUAGAAGUUAGACAUGUUAAAACUAGUUAAAUAAUUACUGGUAAAGCGGACACGUAGACUUUAUAAGGUAAUAUUCAAUAAACAGCAAUUAACAUUAAUGAGUUAUUUUAAAGAAAAGGAGGGAUGUAAUGUAGUCACGUCAUGUCACGUGAUGUAAUAUAUAUUUAGGUAUCAGAAAGAGACCACGUGUAAGAAAAUAGGGUUUUGAUAUUGAAGGCAAUAAAAGUACAUUUUUAUACUGUACAACUUGUACUAAAGAGAUACAUUAUAACGUAUAGUGUUAUUUUCAAGCUUCUAUAUUUAAAAUGUGACUUUUGUUGCCGAAUUUUGCAUUUCUGCUCCGAAUUUGCGUUAAUCCCAAACCGGAAAUACGACGAAAAACCGUCAAAACAAUGCGAAGUUUGUAUCGCGUGACUCUGGAAAUGCCAGAAAUGGAUUCUACAGGUCAAAGUGCACCGAUACGCGUGAGUUUGACGUCACCCCGGCUAAAGGAGCUCCUUAUUGGCCAAGUAUUACGCAAUACACGCGCGUGCGAGUAAAACCCGAUACCUUGAAAAAUUCAAAAUAAAUAUUUCUACUCGCCGUAUUCAUACGAAACUUUCUACACGAAAGCGCUUGAAUACAAAGAGUAUUUUACACAUAUAUCCUUUCAGAAAAUGACGCCAAAUUUUAGAAUAUAUUCAACUUUUUCUCGUUUGAAUGUUUGGCGACAGUGGCGUGCUGGCAGGGGGGGCCGGGGGGCCACGGCCCCCCCAGCUGGCAAUUCUUGGAGGGCGCAAAAAAUGAAUCGGGGGCGCCGAUACCGCGCCGAAUUUUGAAAGUGGGUGGGAAAAAACGCAUUUGAAAAAAUAUGGUUACUUCCGCCAAAAAAAGAUGUGUUUAUACAAUUGCAAAGUGAUAUAUAAAAUUACAGACUAUUUUGUCUAACCGUAUUUGCAAAUUUGCUAGCCUACCUCACGGCUCACACACAAAAUCGUUCAUAUAGAAACAUGAUCAGUGAUCACACGCAAUGUCUCAUUACCGGAAUAUUGAUCACGGGAAUAAUGCCCUUUUUUGCUGGUACGCCCUUAUAUUAUGCCCUUUAUUAUGCUUCACGAAUCACGAGAGCGGCGCAAAUUAGAUAGUCAUAUAUUAUAAUGUAAAGUUGUGUACGCAAUUUAGUUGUUUGUGCAAGAAACAUCAUGACUCAUGAGUAAUGUAAGUAAUAAGAUAAUGUAAAUGCUGAAACGCGCCCUUUUGGCAGCCAAGCAAACCUUAUAAUGCAUAUGCGUGGGGUCCGUGUGUUAUUGUAUAAAAGAGCUGUAAGUUGUAAAUGUAUUCAGAUCAUUAAUCGCUGGAAUUAGUUCGCAUUGCCCAAUUUAAGUACUACUGCUAAAUUCUAACCAAAUUGCAAAUUUCGACACGUUAUAAUGCCGAUUCCUGACCAUCAGAUUUCUGUCAAACCUUCCCCCCAAAGUCCAGGAAAUGGCAUUUCAGAGACCCUAAAUUCAAACAUUUUCCGAGGGGGCAUGCCCCCGGACCCACCUAGAGAAACCUCGCACCUUCGGCGCGAGGCUCGUGCCUUCGGCACUCGUUUAUCAAGCAAUACAAUAUAGGGGCGCAUAUUAGUUGAUAGCCCACUGGCCACCCCAGAAAAAUAGUACCCAGCACGCCACUGUAAUUGGCGAAGCGGUGAGUAUAAAUAUAUGAUUGUUUCGGUUUGUGUAAUGUUUUGACGGCACUUGACCCCCCGUUCGAAAGGUUAUAUUGUGAGGAUUUUAAUGGUGGCAUUUAUUUAAAAGGGGGGUAAAUACUCGCCGAGAUAUUUAUAUUAGAAAAAUUGAAUCGAAAUGUAAUACGAAACCGGUUGUCGAGAAAGAGUUGUUACGAACAAUGAGAAUGUGCAAUGCAUUUAGGUAUCGUAUACAUUCUUGUGAGGAGUUAUACCAUUGAUAGGUCACUUUGUAAUCUGGCCAAAAAUUUACUGACCAGCAAUAACGUUGUAUUUGGUUACAGAAAAGUGGUUUACUGCAUAGACCAAGCAUACUUUGUUUUCUCUUUUUUAGUGGUUACUGUCUUACUGCAAGCUUCACAAAUUGACGUGACUGAGGCUAGUACCAACGCUAUUGUCCUUGUUACAGUGAAUGGUGCCAGAGAAAGGGAAAUAAGUGUCAAGUGAGUUGAAAUAUUCAUAGGAUGAUGGGGUUCGUAAUUAUACGAAUUUUGAUCCCUUCUUUCGAGAUCCUCAUGUACACCCAACACUUUGGGUCCCUGGGAUUAGAUAAUACUAUAGGUAUAUAGUUUUCAAAAAGUGUUAUACUACACUAGGUAUUUUAAGUCGAGAGCCAACUUCCUUUUUCUCUCUUAGUCAAGCAGUUCUAGCUGUAUGGUCUUAUUUUCAAUAAUGACGUUCAGUUAUAUAGAUUUGAAUGCUGCACUGGAACCUGCACGCAUGCGGGUUGAUAUUAGCGACCUUCAGUGGGAAGCAUUCAUAGACAAGCACCACGGCAUGUGCAUGGUCCCUAAUGAUCCCUAGCUGCGGUCCCUAGCUGCGUUAGUGCCUGCUAAUUAAAACUGUACUUCAGAAUAAGGCAAAUUUCCAAAUGGAAAGAAAUAUAUAAAGAUGGAAAAAUGAUGUACCCCAUAAAAUACCUCCAUAUAACAUCCCUUUUUGUGAUCCCAGUCAGUAUAAACCCUAAAUUCAAACCCAAUUAAUACAUUUGCAUAAUUCAUUUUUCAUACAGUGUAUCGACAUACGAUGUUUCUGCCUUUGCUGUACUGAACGACUACUAUGCAAAAAUUGAGAUAGUAACAUUACAGCCAAACAGCCUUCAGGCACCAUUCCUUGUCCGUAUACGUGAAGACAACAUUGUUGAAAAUACUGAGCAGUUUGGAGUACAAGUUGCAACCACUGAUCCACAAGUGAAUGUUAUAAAUAGAAACCUUCAAGUUUCCAUAACGGAUAAUGACAGUAAGUAACUUUAAUAUACAUUAAAAUACUCAUUAAUAAUUCAUACACCUUGUUGCAAAUCAUGUCAGCCAUAAUAUGUCACGUGGAGUGACUUUAUAUCUGAUAAAACUCAUCUUUAUUAGUAUUCUUUAUAUAAUUGUUCAUCCUAAUUAGUAUGGUUAUAUAAAUGUUCAUCCUAAUUAGUAUUCUUUUGUAGUUGUAUUAUAAGCUAUUCAAAACACUCGUUGUCGUGUUUUUUCAGAUAUAUAACGCUCGGCUGCUCCUCGCGUUUUAUAUCUGAUAAAACACUCUCCUACUCGUGUUUUAAAUAGUACAUAAACUUCGCAUUGUAACUUCUCACUUGAGUCCCCUCCAGUGAGAGGGUAAUAUUCUUUGUCACAUAUAAUUUUUAAGACGUGUUAUAAUACACUAGGUUCUAACACUCAGGUUAACGUGCUCGUUGUGAAAAGAAUGGCGAUCAUGGUAAUAAUUUUCUAAGGAUUUAUCUAUCAGUUAUAAACACAUGACCUGUUACCUUUUAACACUUUAUUGUUAAAUGCCUGCCACUAUCCUUGUAACAUGGGCAUUCAUACCUCUCAGAAAUUACCUUAACGAUGGAUUCAAAUACAUAUCAAGUGGAAGAAGAUGAUGGAUUUGUAAGUGUUCGAGUGGUUGUAACUGGAGUGACAGCAGUCGAAAUCGCAGGAAG